Molecule: messenger RNA, 3110 nt
Organism: Triplophysa rosa
Lineage: Eukaryota; Metazoa; Chordata; Actinopteri; Cypriniformes; Nemacheilidae
Gene: ngly2
Exons: 12
Coding region: 192-2195 (667 amino acids)
Molecular function (GO): oxidoreductase activity, acting on paired donors, with incorporation or reduction of molecular oxygen, reduced ascorbate as one donor, and incorporation of one atom of oxygen
Source: RefSeq, a predicted model, not a curated record
UUGGCCAUUCGAACGUGUCGCUCAAACCCGGUGGGCCGCCGAUGGCCACGCCCCCACGCACUGAGGAAGCGCUUAAAUGAAAGUGAAACGAUGUAGCGAAGAGGUUUUCGGGCUCUGUUACUUUCACAAACAACCCGAUACUUUACUUUUGCGCUCAGGGACUACGAAAUCUCCACAUUCAAGUGAAAGUCAUGCAUUAUUGUAGGUCCUUACUGCUUUAUUUCCUCGUCUGUGUAUGUGCUGCGUCUAAUCCGAGAAACGCGAAAUCGUCCGAUAAUCUUGAACAUUUGGAGCACGUAGAUUCGCUCACUCAAAACAUCCUAUUCCAACUGAAAACCCACGAGGGUCUGGGUGGGUUUGAACCGGGUGAUAUCGCGCCCGCGUUUACAGUUCAGACUCUGGACGGAGUGUUCGUUUAUCCUCCUCAGAAAGAGUCGAGAUCAGCUCUCAUCGUUCACGCGUUCACGAAUAAAUCCGCUUUUCUCGAGUGUCUGUGGACGUGGAACGAGUCCCUGUCCGAUCUGCUGGAGUAUCUGCCUCCCGCGGCUCAAUUCCUGUUCCUGUCUCUGGAUGAGACCGCAUCACGUGACGCCCUCUGGAUGAGAGAGCAGGUGUACAGAGCCACUGCUCACAGGGCUAAAGAGAUCUUGUCCAGAUUGUAUUUCUCUCCUGUACCCGUGUAUGCUUUGGGUAACUGGAUACCCAGAGUUCUGUACUCGUGGGGGUGCGGCGGACACAACUGUGGCCUCGCUCAGGUGGUUUUUACCUCUUCGGACUGGAGCAUCCCUGUGAUUUCCAAGCGUCUGAAUGCCAGAUACGACUGGCUGAAUGGGCGCUGGGGUGCAGAUCCGUACAGACUGUUGGAUGCAGGUGACGGCUGUAAACCUGACGCCUCCAUCAAAGGUGCUGUCGCCUGGAUAUCUGAAGGCGGCUGCUCGUUCUUUACAAAGAUUAAAAACAUGGCAGAAUCCAAUGCUACGGGGGUUCUGGUGUACGCCCUGCCCGGGAAUCCCAUACAGGACAUGAACUGCAUCGGGGAUGAAUGUUCCACCUCCCUCAACAUCCCUGCAUCUAUGGUCCAUGUAGAACCCAGUGUUGUACAAGCACUACGAUUGGGGCAGAAGGUGAAUGUGACGUUCCAGAUUACCCCGUCUCCAAACUUCUUCUUUGCGAUCGACCAGCAGGGGGCGCUGUCUGGGAUGGGCUGGUUUCUCUACCCAACCUUUAGAUUCAUAGCCUGGCAGGCUCAGUGGUUUGUUUUUUAUGAUGGUUUGCAGGAGCGCCUGAAAAGUCCUGCAAGUGUAGUGUCGGUAUUUAACCGCAGUCUGAUGCAGGGAGAGAUGGGAGCUCAGGCAGCGGUGGAUCUUCCUGCAGACCUGUUGGAUUAUGACGUUCUGGAGUUGGACGCCACUCUGUCCUGUCCCGGCCGCAGGGACGAGACGUGCGCUCAUUGGGAUCACACUGUGCAGUUGUACGUGUGCUGCGAUCGAAUCGGCCCGUACUGUAACCUGGAGCUCGGCCGCUGGAUAACAGCCUUCCGCAGAGGCACGGGUCAUUGGCUGACGGAUGUGUCCUCUUUGAUUCCUCUGUUAAAUAACGCCACCUGCAUGUUUACCAUGAAGACUGUGCCCUGGGCCAUGCCCUGGAUGGCCUCUCUCAAUCUCCGCUUCAGUCGUGGCAACCGGACAGGAAAUUAUUCGGAAAGACUCUUCCCCUUCAGGGUAAUUCCACUCUUCAAUGGAGGAACGUUUGACAAGGAUUAUAACAACAGAUACCAUGAAAUGAAGUUCAGUCUUCCGGCUUCAACUAAGAAGGUGGAGUUAUACGCUGUCAUCACAGCUCACGGGUACGACGAGAACUUCUGCGGUGAAUUCUGUGUGACGUCACACCACUUUCUGAUCAACAGAUCUGUGAAUAACAGCCUCACAUUUGACACGGCAGGAUCCCCUCUGGGUUGUGCCAUGCGGGUACCUGAAGGGGCGGUGCCAAAUGAGCACGGCACCUGGUUAUACGGCCGCGGAGGCUGGUGCGAUGGGCUCCAGGUGGAUCCGUGGAGGACAGACAUCACUUCCCAGCUGGAUAUGAGUGGAACCAAUUCGGUUCUUUACUUUGGACUCUUUGAGGGACGCAACCCAAAUCCAAAGACCGAUCCAGGCUAUAUUAUCAUGUACUCCUAUCUCGUGUACUAUAAAUAAUCAUACAUGCCUCCAUGGAUGCACGGUAGGAAAACUUGACAAAAACAGUUCUCAGUUCUCAGUUGCAUCUUUAAAACAGCAUUAGCCAUUCAUUUUCGUGCUUGCAGAAUCAUUCAUUUGAGUUUUAUUGUUGACUUUAUUAUUGGCAUGUGCUGCUGUGUUUUACCUAAAAGAGCUCUUUUCUUAAGGUGGAAUCUGACAAUGCAUCGAUUUCUAAAUGUUUGGAGGUUUUUAUUGUUUUACAGUAUUGGCCGGUUUCACAGACACGGCUUAGUUUAAGACAGGACUAAGCCUUAGUUGAAUUAAGAUAUUUAUGUGGCUUUUAUUAAAAUGCAUUACUGGUGUGCAUCUUGAGACAAAACAAUGGCACUGGUUUAUUUGAAGAUAUUUCUGGGCAUGUUGUAUUGAGUGACGACCGGUCAAACAUUCAUUUUAUUCUGGGACUAGCCUUAAGCCUUGUCUGUGAAAACGGGCCUAUGUGUUUUAUGACAUUUUUAGAGAAAUUAAUAAAAUCUCAGUUUUGUUUAAUAUGUCUUAAGAUGCACUUAAUGUUUAGUAGAAAAAUGGACACUUUAUGUGCAAUUGGACAGCUUGCCCCGUCUUCUUCAUCUGAAGUGGAAGGAGAUUACAAACCUGAGAUCUUCGUCCUUUAGAAAAUUGCUUUUCACUUUUAAGGAUGGCUUCAUUAUUUUGCGCAUUGACCCUUUGUGAUAGUCAUUGUCUGACUGGUUUCCAUACUUGAAGUAGUCAGACUUUAAAAUUGUAUUUAUUUAUUGCUAAACUUAAACAAUGUAUUUCUAAAGCUUGUUGCCUAUAAUUAGAGGUGGAGACAUGGGUAUGUUGUGUGAAAGAUUUGUGUGAAACUGUGACGUAUAUGUGCGAUGGGCAAAUAAAAUGUUAUUUGUCAAGUCAUAU